CUGAGAGCAGGAGCGGGUGGGAGGCGAUAUAGCCCUUCAAAAUGGAACUCACAAUGGAAAACAUUGGAAACAUGCACAGCGUUUCGCACUCACAAGCGGGAGACCUGAUGAAUUCCUCGCAUGGCAGACCGUCGUCAGCUUCCCACCGGAACCUGGUCUCCCACGGACGCUCGGCGAUGGUGUCCAGCAUGGCUUCGAUCCUGGAGGGCGCCGGCGAGUACCGGAACGACCCCGCGCUGUCUGGUCACCUCCACCCGGCCAUGACCAUGUGCGAGUCGGGAAUGAGUUUGUCAAACACGUACACCACCCUCACCCCCCUUCAACACCUGCCGCCCAUCUCCUCGGUCUCCGACAAGUUCCACCAUGCCCACCCUCACCCGCAUCACCACGCCGCUCACCAGCGACUCACCACCGGUAACGUCAGCGGAAGCUUCACGCUCAUGCGGGACGAUCGCGGUCUGGCCUCCAUGGGCAACCUAUACGGCCACUAUCCCAAAGACAUGUCCGGCAUGGGCCAGUCGUUAUCACCGCUCUCCAACGGCCUCGGUUCUCUGCACAAUUCCCAGCAGGCGCUCUCCGCGUACGGGCCCGGCGCGCACCUCUCCAACGACAAGAUGCUGUCGCCGGGAGGCUUCGAGACGCACGCGGCGAUGCUUUCGCGGAGCGAGGAGCAUCUCGCUCGGAGUUUAGGGGGCCACGGGCACGGCAUGAUCUCCAAUCUUAACGGUAUGCACCCGCACAGCCACUUGCACUCGCAGGCAAACGGACCCAUGCUGGCCGACAGAGAGAGGCACGGCGCCGGGGCCGGACAGAACGGUGGCUCGGGGCAGGCGGAGGAGAUCAACACAAAGGAGGUGGCGCAGAGGAUCACGGCGGAGCUGAAGCGAUACAGCAUACCUCAAGCUAUUUUUGCCCAAAGGAUCUUGUGUCGGUCACAGGGAACGCUGUCGGACCUCCUGCGCAACCCGAAGCCAUGGAGUAAACUCAAGUCCGGCCGGGAAACCUUCAGAAGGAUGUGGAAAUGGUUACAGGAACCCGAGUUUCAAAGGAUGUCUGCGUUAAGACUUGCAGCAUGCAAGAGAAAGGAACAAGAACAGCACAAAGACAGAAACAUGGUACCCAAGAAACAGCGUCUGGUCUUCACCGACCUGCAGCGACGAACCCUCAUCGCGAUCUUCAAGGAGAACAAGCGACCCAGCAAAGAGAUGCAGAUCACCAUCUCUCAACAACUGGGCCUCGAGCUCUCCACCGUCAGCAACUUCUUCAUGAACGCCCGACGCCGCUGCGUGGACCGCUGGCAGGACGAGCACGCGCCGAGCCCGGUUCAGCCCGGAACCUCGGCCACAACCUUCUCCAAAGCGUGAACGCGCCGGCCGCAGGUGCGAGCGGCGCAGGAGGAGGAGCCGCGUCACGUGAACCUCCUCACAUCCAGCAGCAGAUGACGAUGAGCUACGGUGCCCAUCAAACCUCAU
Messenger RNA from Paramisgurnus dabryanus, 1472 nucleotides. RefSeq names its product one cut homeobox 3b (gene onecut3b). Gene Ontology annotation, cellular component: nucleus. Gene Ontology annotation, biological process: regulation of transcription by RNA polymerase II. The record is from RefSeq and is a predicted model, not a curated record. Gene Ontology annotation, molecular function: DNA-binding transcription factor activity, RNA polymerase II-specific; RNA polymerase II cis-regulatory region sequence-specific DNA binding. NCBI's taxonomy places the organism in Eukaryota, Metazoa, Chordata, Actinopteri, Cypriniformes, Cobitidae.